Drosophila kikkawai is the source of this 2841-nucleotide messenger RNA. RefSeq names its product serine/arginine repetitive matrix protein 5. Lineage: Eukaryota; Metazoa; Arthropoda; Insecta; Diptera; Drosophilidae. The record is from RefSeq and is a predicted model, not a curated record.
AUGGGCUGUGCAUCCAGCACUCCCAUGGUUGCAACGGCGGGCAGCGAAAUGCUGAAAGCCGCCACCCAUGUCAAGCAGAAGGGCGAGGCCGCCGUCGAAGACGCCUCUCAGACGCUGACCACUACUCUGGACACGGCCAAGGAGACCGUUGGCACGGCAGUGGCUGGGAUUACCAAUGAGCUGGGCAACGCCUUCAAGGAGGGAACCCAGGCUCUAGACGAGGCCAAGCACAAGGUGAUGGAGGGUCUCCACCUGGAACAGCCGCAGGAACAAUCCCAGGAGGCGCCACCUACAGAAGAAGAUGGAGGGGCUACGACUGCGGCUGAUGUUGCUGAGAUGAGCUCAUCCCGGGCUCCAACACCCCAGCUGCAGGGAGAUGGGGACAGCCUAAAGACCUCCACGCCGGAACCAGAGAUUGAGCGGGCGCUGGCCACCGAGGACGAGAGUCCGCCCACGCCGAAGCCCUCGCUGGAGGAGAUGGUCAAGCUGAGUGCCGAGGUUUCGCAGGUGGCGGAACCAACUCCAUCGGCGGCUCCUGUCAGUGAGAAGCCUGCCGACCAGGCUCCGGCCACCGAAUCCUCCGCGCCUGUGGAGAGUCGCAAGGUACGUCGACGUUUCGUCCAGAAGAAGAAAUCAGAAAAGGAACAGGAGCAGCCACGACCCAGCACCACCGAGUGGGAGAAGUUCGCGGAUCAACUGGCCAAGAGCAAAAAGUUCAAGCCUUACGAGAGCUUCGCCCAUAGCCACAACAAGUUCUCCGUGUACCAGGACCACACUAGCCUGCGGGACAAGCCGAACCACUAUGAUGGCCACUUCAGCGGGGGCAACUCGCUGAGCGCCUCCCAGUCGGAUCUGUCCAGCGGCCACGUGACGCCUGCUCCGGCACGCCGAGGUCAGCGGGAGUACGCCAAAUUCGUGGGCUCCGAGCAGCCAGGAAGUGUGUCGCGGAACAGCUCACGACUCUCGAAUCCCGCCGCUUCCAGGACCUUUGACUUUAAUCCACAACGCGAUCGCAUCAGUCUUCCUAUGGCCACCGGUCGCAUCGGUUCGGGCAUCCAGAGACUUCCAGCCGAGAGGACUCCCGGUUGGGGCCGGGGCAGACCAGCGCCCUUGGAGGAGGAGCCCAGCUUUGGCCGGAGGAUGAGCUUGGGUCUGGUAUCACAGCCCCUGCGACCGGACAGGGAGAAGUUUACGCCCUCUAUGAAUCGCAGGGCAGUGAAACCGAUUUCGUCAGUGAAGGAAAAAGCGUCAAAGAAGCAUCCUCCCAAGAAUAUCUCUUCCAGAGAGUCUUCCCACUUGGAGUUCGAAUCCCGAAAAGCGGACAAGAGUCCCUCCCGGGUAGCGAAACCUUUGACUAAGGAUGUAGUGCGCUCCAGGGAGCCGUCUUAUAAUGAAUUCGAUUCUUUGAAGGGAGAGAACAUUCCAUUGAGAACACAAAAUUCUUUGGAUAAGCUAAAGAAGUCUCCAAAGAAAAUCUCUUCCAGAGAAUCAACUUAUAUGGAGUUUGCAUCUAAAACAGAUGAAAAGAGUCCUUUGAGAACACAAAAGCAUUUGGCAAAAGAUGUCCUGCGUUCAAGAGAGCCAUCUUAUACUGAGUUUAGUUCGCUUAAAGGAGAAAGGACUCCUUUAAAGGUAGGAAAACCCCUGGGGAAAAAUGUAGUGCGAUCCAGAGAGCCAUCUUUUACCGAACUUCCGUAUCAAAAAACCGAAAAAAGUCCUUUAAGGGGACAAAAGGCAGUACAACGAUCCAGAGAGCCAUCUUAUACCGAGUUUAGUUCCCUUAAAUCAGAAAAGACUCCUUCAAGGGCAGUAAAACCAUUGGGGAGAAAUGUAGUUCGGUCCAGAGAGCCUUCUUUUACUGAGAUUCAAUAUAUAAAAACUGAAAAGAAACCAUUAGCAACACAGGCUCUACGAUCCAGAGAGUCAUCUUAUUCCGAAUUGAAUUCCUGUAAAGCAGCUGAGAGUCCUCUAAAUAUAGGAAAACCCGUGGGCAAGGCUAUACUUAGCUCCAGAGAGCCCUCAUAUACCGAAUUUGAGGCAACGAGGACCGAUGAACGUCCACUAGGAGUUGAAAAAUCUUCAAGCAAGGACAUUGUUCGCUCCAGAGAGUCAUCCUAUUUGGAAUUUGAUUCUUUUAAAACUGACAAAAUACCUUCAUUGUCAAGGGAUAUAAUGAGCUCUCGAGAUUCAUCUGAUAUUGAAUUUGAUUCCUUCAAGACUCCCACCAAGCAAACAACAUCUCCAAGCUCCAAGGAACUCCUACAUGCUUCUUCAGAGCAACUACCUCAGAGACAACUCAGUUCAAGUUCCAAAGCCCAAACCUCAGAGUAUAAAAACCCGAAAAUAUCUUCUGUACCUGAAACACCACAAAAGAACAAAACCCCAGAAGCUCCUCCUUCCACCUCAAAGGUGCCUUCACCUUCGACCUCGCGUCUAUCCAGCGCCAAAUCCUCAGACAGCAGUAACAUGGAUGUGGUAAUCCAGCCCAUGAGCAACCUCAAUCAGGACACGCCCAGCAUGAAGUCCUUCUCCCAGUCACCGGACCAAGUGGUGAUGGAAGGAUACGCCGAUUCAGAUCUAGAGGCGGCGCUGGCAAGGCUCGAGAUCCUAAGGGGAUCCACAGCCACACUGCACUCUCUAAGAUCCUGCAGUCCUGGCCGGCACACCUACACUGCUGCCUCCCUGCUGAGCUCCCGACGCACCUCGCCCUGGGUGAUGAGAAAGGACUACGGCGGCUCCCUCGUUGGCAAGGAGAGUACCCACAAAGUGGCUCAGCCACCAUCCAUCCAACAAACCCUCGAACGCUGCGAUAUUUGCUCUAAUGAGUUUCUUUUAAAGUGA